UAUAAAGGUGAGGGCAGUUAAGAUAACCACUGGUAGUGUUUUGCGGACCGUGCGUGUGAUAACCGAUAAGGUUAGCAUAUGGGUUAAGCAUGGAGGGCUUAAGGAUAUUGUUCUUGGUGUUGAUCAUAUGCGCAUCGGUGAUUUGUGAAGACGUACCCGAGAACAUCCAGCUAAAUACCCAAGAUCAGCAACAGGUGGUACAAUCUGCUGAAACUGCAUCGUCUGUUGAAGAAGUUAAGAAGACAGCUAAGCGUCAUCUUUCACUGGGUAUAGGGUACGGAGGCGGAGGAAAUGUUGGAUUCCAUGGUGGUUUGUACGGAGGAGGCUAUGGAGGAGGGUACGGUUAUGAUUCCGGAUUUCACGGUGCGAAAAUAGGUGUCGGGUAUGGUGGGGCUUAUUUGGGUCAUGGAGCAGGCUUCCAUGGGGGAAAAAUCGGCUAUGGCUACGGAGGAGGCUACCUUGGCCAUGGAGGAGGCUACCUUGGCCAUGGAGGAGGACUGUACGGUGGCUAUCACGGAGGACAUGGAGGACUAUACAGUGCUUAUCAUGGCUAUGGAUACCCUAAGCCUAUUUACACGGCGACCAUCAAAGAACAUAUUCCCGUGCCUAUCCCUAAGCCUUAUCCAGUGUUUGUGAAGAAACAUGUCCCAGUGCCUUACCCAGUAGCGAAACCAGUGCCAUACCCAGUCAUCGUGAAAAAACCUAUCGCAGUUCCUGUAGAUCGCCCAGUUCCUGUAGCUGUGCCGUAUCCAGUAACGAAACACGUAGGCGUUCCAGUUCCACAUCCUUAUCCGGUUCCCGUGAAAGUGCCUACGCCAAUUGUUGUAACCAAACCUGUUCUAGUUCCUAAGCCUGUAGUCAUAGCCAAACCUGUCACUACUGUGCACUACAGCCCGGUAGUAAGCCAUCCGGUAGUCAGCCAUCCAGUUGUAAGCACUCCAAUUGUCAGUACUCCAAUCGUGAGUUCUUCGGUUGUUGCCACUCCCAUCUACUCCGCACAUGCUCAUCCAGUUCUGGCUUCAGCUGGACACAUAUCCGUAUCGGACCAUGGUCUUCACCAGACCCACGGAACCCACCUACAAAGUGGCCAUUAUGGGGCCCACUACGGAGGAUCUCUUGCCGCAGGUUAUGGUUCCUUGGGACACUUCGGAGUGUCGGGACACUAUGGAUCGGCAGGUCAUUACGGAGGAGCUGGCCAUUAUGGAACGGCUGGACACUAUGGAUCGGCUUACGGAGGAACUGGCCAUUACGGUGGAGCAGGACACUACGGAUCUAGUGGUCAUUAUGGAACGGCAGGUCACUAUUCAGUCGGUGGACACUAUGGUAGCCAAUAUGGUGGUCACUAUGGAGUAGGAGCACAUAUAGGAACUGGAGGGGUGAUAUGCGAUCACUAGACUUGCGUUUAGAUUUAGUUUAGGUAUAGUGCACUUGUAGAAAAUUUUCAAUUUAGCCGUAGAUCUAAAAUGGAAGAGGUUGUUAGAAUUAUGUUGAGUCAUUUCGGGAACACAAGUUAUUUAUGAGUUAUAAUACGCGAAUGGUCUCGUCCAAGACUUCUAGAUUUGUUUACACCAUCCAAUUCAGUUUAGGCAUCUCUAUUCAUGGGAAGAAAUUUCCUUGUAUUUAGAUGAAUGCAAGCCUUGUAGUCUUAUGCAAACAUACAGAAGCUGAAAUUUAUGCUAUGAUUUUUCAGUUUAGGCGAAUAACAGUUUAUAAAAAGCUAAACAAUGUGAAAAUUUACAAAAAUAAAUAAGAUUUGAAAAAGUUUAUAA
Uranotaenia lowii is the source of this 1769-nucleotide messenger RNA. RefSeq lists its product as uncharacterized. The coding region runs from base 90 to 1394 and encodes 434 amino acids. The record is from RefSeq and is a predicted model, not a curated record. The transcript has 2 exons. Lineage: Eukaryota; Metazoa; Arthropoda; Insecta; Diptera; Culicidae.